AUGGACGAACUCAUCCGCUUCGUCAAGAAGAACCGGCGCCAGAUCAUCAAGUACGCCAAGAAGGCGUUUGGCUUGUACAAGAAGAACCAGGGUGGUGGUGGUGGAGGAGGAGGAGGCGGUGGUGGUGGCUACGGAGGUGGGCAGCAGCAGCAAGGCGGCUCAUACGCUCAACAAGCCUCGUACGGCAAUCAGCAGCAAGGUGGCUAUGGGGGCGGUUUCGGUACCGGUUACGCCGCCCCUUCUGGGGGUUACGACCAUCCACCACCCCAAGGUGCGUAUAGCGCCCCUCAACCGCACCAUGGCGCACCCACGCAGGGCCCACACUACAAAUACUCUGCGGACAACCAGGUGAACCAGCACGACGCGCAAUAUAUGAACCUUCGCAACCAAGCGCGAUCCGAGGGCGACCAGAUGGCGCGCUGCUUCGACCAGUCGCACAAGGCUUACGCCCAAAACGACGGCGGCCGCGCCAAGCAGCUCAGCAACGAGGGCCACGAGCAUAAGCUCAACAUGGAGCGCCUCAACAAGCAGGCCGCCGAUUGGAUCUUUAUGGCCAACAACGAAGACUCCCCGCAGGGCACCGUCGACCUUCACGGGCUGUACACUUCCGAGGCGCUCGAACGCACCGAACAGGCGGUCCGCCAGGGUCAAGCCCAGGGCUGGACAGAGAUGCGCAUUAUCGUCGGCAAAGGGCUACACAGCAAGGAUCAUAGACAACACAUUGCGCCCGCAGUGGAGAAGAUGAUGCAGGAUUACAGGUUAGAGGCCCAUCUGGAUCCGAGGAACGCCGGUGUGCUGGUGGUCAAUCUGAGGGGCAACGGUCAGGGCGGAGCUGGUUUCACCAGGGACCUGGCCAAGCAGACAACGGGCAAUGAGGAUGAGUGUGUGAUCAUGUAG
Messenger RNA from Kalmanozyma brasiliensis GHG001, 897 nucleotides. RefSeq names its product Smr protein/MutS2 C-terminal. The record is from RefSeq and is a predicted model, not a curated record. Bases 1 to 897 code for a protein of 298 amino acids. Lineage: Eukaryota; Fungi; Basidiomycota; Ustilaginomycetes; Ustilaginales. The transcript has a single exon.